AUGCGUGCAGUGAGCUUAGGCAACGCCAUAGGCACAACGGGUGGCCUAGGCGACACCCUUGGCACGGCUGAAGGUGACGCUUUACUAAGUGAGCUUGGAGUUGAGGAGGCGCCAGAUGAGGUAGGAUGGGCGAUGUGCGUAGGCGUAGGAGGCUGUGCUAGGCAGGCGAGGCAACGCACUCAGGCGCAGGAGACUGGGCCAAGCAAGCGAGGUAGGGUGACAUCCGAGCAGGCACAGAAGGCGGUGCCAGGCAGGCGAGCCAAGGCGACACCCACGUAG
Ilex paraguariensis (yerba mate) is the source of this 279-nucleotide messenger RNA. The record is from the annotation of a GenBank genome assembly. Lineage: Eukaryota; Viridiplantae; Streptophyta; Magnoliopsida; Aquifoliales; Aquifoliaceae.